AUGCCUCCUGAGUUGAAGAAGGGCCUAUUAGAUGCGCAUUGCAAACUCAGCGACUACUACUACAAGUAUGAUGAAUCACCAUUCUAUACAUGGGCUGCUCUUUUUGAUCCUCGAAUCUCAUACACCAAAGGGUUAAAGCAAGACUACAAAAAUGACACCAAUCUGGAUACUUAUCUUGAGAGCUCAAAGCAGCUUUUGCAAGACUACUUUGACCAUCACUACCCUUCUACAAUGUCUAAUUGUCUUGAUACUCCAUCAUCUCCAGCAGCUGGACUAUUGGGAUCUACAUUCCUCAAUGGAUCUCCUCAAAAGAUAGACUUCACAUCUCGAUAUGAUGAUGAUGAUAAUUCUGCGCUUGAGCAAUACUUUUCUCUCCCAAAGAAGAAUUUUCAGACAACUAACCCAGUGAAUUGGUGGUACAUUCACCAUGACUUUCCACGAUUGUAUCGCCUAGCCUGCUCUGCAGUAGCGGUAGAGCAUGUGUUUUCUGGAACCCAGCUAAAGCCUGACACCAUUUGCAUUCUAAUGCUGGUCAAACAUAGGCUUCGACUUGCUCGCAACGCUGUUGAGGAAUUUCUAGCUAAUGAUGAUGAUGAGGAAAACUUUGCAUCAUAG
Messenger RNA from Desarmillaria tabescens, 615 nucleotides. Its product is annotated as hATC-domain-containing protein. The record is from RefSeq and is a predicted model, not a curated record. The transcript has 5 exons. The coding region runs from base 1 to 615 and encodes 204 amino acids. Lineage: Eukaryota; Fungi; Basidiomycota; Agaricomycetes; Agaricales; Physalacriaceae.